AACAUUUCGAAGUCUUGUCACGACUCACUGCCAACGAUGUUCUCAAACUGGCCUGAUAACCUGGGGCUACAAGUAUCAGUCCAGUUUCUAUAUCUCUUCCCAAAAACAUUACGAAUGAUAAGGAAACAAACUUCUUAACUCAGAAGUACGCUGAUAGCCAUUAAAUGCAGAAGACAGAGUUGCACAUGGACCUCAAUCACGUUUGCCGGCUGCGUCUUUGUUCGCUAUCUCGUCCUCGUUCUCGACCACCAUGUCCACGUCACCUCCAUCGGAAAACGUAGUGCCCAGUGCCUUCCACACUGAUGUGAAACGUGUUGUGGACAUCAAGUCAGACAACAAGUCUGACCAGGACGCGAACCAAAUUGCUAUAUCGUCCAUCAGCAAGAAUGAACCGCUCAUGACCAGAAGGGAGUUGUGGAGCUAUUACCUUUACUCAAACGGUGGCAAUGGUGUUGGUUUAAACUAUACAGGAACCCUGUUCCAGGGACUUGCCACAGCAGCGGGAUAUGAUCCAGUUGCAGGCCCUGGCUCAUCAUGCCUCGCAGAUACUGCUUCUGGCCAAUGUGUCGUUCCUUGGGGUAGCGGCACCAAGUCAGUCUCCAGCGUGGUGCUGACCACAAAUGGCAUUAGUUUUGCUAUCAUGACAGUCAUAUUAACAACUAUCGGUUCUGCUGCUGACUACGGCACGUUCGGACGGUGGUUGCUGUUCGCUGUCACAGUGGUGUGCUGGGCUGCACAGUAUGCUUGUAUGGCGCUUACCACGCCGAACCGAUGGAUCCUAGCGAUGGUUCUGUACAUCAUCGGUUUCGUCUCAUACAGUGUUACUCUAGUUUUCUAUGCCGCUGUAUUCCCUCGCCUCGCACGCAAUACCCCGCAUGCCCGCCAGUUGAGAGAGAAGUAUGAAAGUGGCGAGAUUCCUCUUGAAGUUUACGAGAAAGAGGAAUCGUUGGAGAAGAAUAGGAUUACCAACAUCUUUACUGUUCAUAGUAAUGUCGGAUUUAUAACCACGUUAUUGCUGAACUUGACGCUUUUGCUCCCGAUGAUGAACAACCCCAAGGUGGACAAUUAUGUCAUCGUAGUUGUCAACACGUAUUGGGUGGUAUUGGGUAUCUGGUGGUUUGUCUUCCAGGAACAUAGGCCAGGCCCCAAAUUGCCUAAAGGCGAACAUUACCUGACGGUUGGAUGGAAGCAGAUCUGGGCUGCGCUGAAGACAUACAAGUACCUUCCUUACACAUUCGUGUAUCUAUUCUCCUACUUCCUUCUUGCAGACGGGCUUAAUACUACCGGAACCCUCAUUGGUAUAUGUCAGAAUGACAAGUUUAGCUUCUCGUUCCUGCAAAAUACAUACUUGGGCUUGUCUCAGGCGAUUACUUCGACAAUCGGCACUCUCGCCUUCUGGUACAUCCAGAAAUAUUGGAAGAUUAACACAAAGAAGAUGUUUGUGGUCACGAACGUUGUCACGAUUUUAAUGCCGCUGUGGGGUAUGAUUGGAAUAUGGACAGAAAAACUUGGGUUCCACAACGUCUGGGAGUUCUGGUUUGUGAAGAUUCUGCAUUUUUCUUGUUGUGUUUUUUAUAUUCUCAUCAGGGCGUACAAUGUGUUGUUUGGCCUCUUCCAGGCGCCCUAUUACGUGUACUCUCUCACAAUGAUGGCUGAGCUCAGUCCACCCGGUUUUGACAACAUGGCGCGUAUCUCGCACAUAGUUCCUGUCCCAUUCGCUUACAUUGAUUGACUAGUUCUUCGGUCUUUUCGGUCUGUCGAACCGCGUUUCUUCCAUGGUAGGGCCAAACGUCAUCCAGGUCAUCAUCGACAAGACGGGGAAUAACUGGCAGGGAUUCCCGUUUCUCUUUGCGAUGUGCACGGCUGCCUCGCUGGUAAUUUGGUUUGGAGUUGAUGUCACGAAGGGACGUAGGGAUGCCGUGAGGUGGGCAGCUGAGCAGCGCAGCCAUACACACUAGAAGUAUCGUUAUACCUGUGUUCUUUGGGGUGACCUGGAGCAUUCCUGAUGUAUGCCACCUAUGUUAGCAAGUUUUCAGUCCACGAUAUUUCGACAAUGACAAUAUCUUAUCAACAUC
Molecule: messenger RNA, 2075 nt
Organism: Suillus clintonianus
Lineage: Eukaryota; Fungi; Basidiomycota; Agaricomycetes; Boletales; Suillaceae
Product: autophagy-related protein 22-like protein
Exons: 12
Coding region: 251-1732 (493 amino acids)
Source: RefSeq, a predicted model, not a curated record